UUUUUCUAUUAAUCAUUUCUAUUUGUAAAUUUUGUUCUGUAUUAAUCUUCAAGAUUUUAGUAAUGGAUUCUCAUUUAAAUGUUAAUAUUCAUCCAGACAAUGAGUUGGAUCAACAACAAACACAUCUUAAACAACCAAAACAGCAAGUAAUUGAGGAUGAAGAAUGUAAUGUUGAAGUUGUCUUAGACGAUAGUCACCUGUUGCAUAUUCAGGAAGGAAAUGAAUUGCCGCCAGAAAAUUCUGUUCAAGGUGAACUUGUAGAAUUUUUGCGAGGAGUUACUAAUUUCGGAAAUCUUUGCAUAUGGCAUGAAGGGUAUCGUUACUCGAAACUUAAAGGACCUUACUGGCGUUGCUCCGAUCGACGAUGUCCAGCAAAAGCGAUUGCGCGCGUGCAAGAAGAUGGAAGAAUUUUGGGUAAAACAAAGUUAGAGCAUACACAUUUUCCUCAACCAGAACGUCGACAAGCUGAACUGAAACGAUACGAAUUAAAGCAGCGUGCCUUAGAAGAACCAAAUGCGGUGCGAAGUAGACUUAUUGCUAAUGUACGUUCUGAAGUUGAUGAUGAGACAUUCGUUGCUAUGGGCACUGACAAUGCAUUGGGGCUUAUGACUUAUAGGGCAAGAACUAAGCUAUUUGGAAGGGUUGGUGGAAAAGUAGAAGUUUCUUCCAUAAAGAUACCACUAAUGUUAGUUGAAAGGAACGGCCAUUCUAUAUUACUUUAUGAUUCGAGAAUACAUCGACCAAAUGAUCAACAGACUGUGCUUGUGUUUGCCCAUCCAUAUAUGUUACAACAACUUGCCAUACAUCCAUCUUGGACAAUGAGUGGUUCACCCAACUCUGCACCUAAGCAAUUUAGGCAAUCUUUUGUUAUUGGCGCAAUUGUUCGAAAUCGAGUCAUUUUUGCGGCACGUGCUCUUUUGCAAGGUGACACGUCGAGUUAUUAUGAGGAAGCUUUAGACGUGAUUGCUAAUUCAAUUGAGCCAACAAAACCACGUAAAAUUAUUUUGGAUUACGACAAUGAGAUGGUAUGUGCUGCACAAAAUGUUUUUCCUGAAGCCAUAUGUAGUGGCAGCUACCUUCGUUUUGCUCAAGCUUUGUUCCGAAAAUGGAGAGAAUUAAAACUUGGUACCCUUUAUGGGAAUGAAAAAGGUCAAGAAGGCAAUGUUGCUAGAAUGACUUUCCGUCGGCUUCUUUGUUUGGCACUCAUUCCUGCUGAACAUGUCAUUCGUGCUUUUUAUAUUAUCGCUGAGCUUGCAUCAAUUCAUGAAUUAGCAGAAUUUAUUUAUUUCUUUAAAUGCACAUAUAUUGGACUGACAGACUAUGAAUUUAAAAUGAAGGCAUUGGCAUUUGGACCUAAUUUUGAAGAUAAUUUAAUGCAAGUUGAGCAAACUGUUGCUUAUGAAGGUUCUUGUUCUAUAUUUUUCUUUUUUUAUUUUUUGUUCUUUCCUUAUCAGGUGAUGGGAAUGUUAGCCAUGUUGAACAUGUUUAUGCAUCUCAAUCUCAUUAUGAAACGGAUCAGCCUUCGCAUUCUGCAGUUGUUGUAA
Molecule: messenger RNA, 1544 nt
Organism: Meloidogyne enterolobii
Lineage: Eukaryota; Metazoa; Nematoda; Chromadorea; Rhabditida; Meloidogynidae
Source: the annotation of a GenBank genome assembly